Molecule: messenger RNA, 335 nt
Organism: Paramecium primaurelia
Lineage: Eukaryota; Ciliophora; Oligohymenophorea; Peniculida; Parameciidae
Source: the annotation of a GenBank genome assembly
AUGUCUGAAUUUUUGAUAUAAGAAAUUUUAGAAGCCAGUGGAUUUUAGACAAAUGAUUAAAAUUGCUAUAAAUUAAUAGGUUUGAGUGCUCUUAAAUUAAAGCUCAUCUAACUGAUAAAUGGAUGAUUGAAAUGACAGAUUCCAUGGUUUAAAAAUUAAUCUAAGAUAGAAUUAGAAAAAAAGAAAAAGAUCCUGAUGAAAAACUUUAAUUAACAACUAAUGAUAUUGUAAAUGAAUUAGAUUAAAGAGGAUUGAAAUUACAUAAUCCAUAUCAAUAUCCUGAAAUAGAUGCUCAUAAUCUAUAAAAAGUUAAAAAUGAUAUUUAAUAAUAAUGA